AUGCUGCAAAACGUAGGAUCUUUGCUUACAGGCUUAGUGCUAAUCGUAAACGCUGCAUCAACCGACCCAAGCUCCGACGAGACAAGCGUAUGCCAAAACGAGUCAGUACCUGAUGGUUUCAAAGACAUCCCAUCGUCAGAGCAGGACGCCUGGAGUUUUAUCGCUGCACCCGGAAACUUCAUGUACGUGCUGUACAGAAAUUUUCACAGUGACCGUCAAAACAAAGGAACAAAUAAGUGUGUCAUGGUACAGAAAGUUCCCUAUGACGAUACAGCGGAGACAAGAUUUGCUAACUACACAAAGUGGUACAAUGAAACAACAUGUGUAUCGUACGCGAUGCAAUCGUUCUACAAAGUCGUAAUGUUGGAUGGAAGUAAAGGUAGAACAAAAAACGUGUUGGCUGCACGACAUAAAGUUGGUGGGAUCUUUACGAAUACAACUUGCUAUCCUUUUGCAUACACUAAUGCAAAGUGUGCCGUUGUGUUGAUGAAUCAUUGGAACCAUGCUGCCAAAAACCAGUGCAAAGAGGAGACCCCAAAUCAGGAGGAUGGAACUGAGAAAAUAACGGCCACUACUG
This is a messenger RNA of Ixodes scapularis (black-legged tick), 577 nucleotides long. RefSeq lists its product as uncharacterized. Lineage: Eukaryota; Metazoa; Arthropoda; Arachnida; Ixodida; Ixodidae. The transcript is spliced from 5 exons. Gene Ontology annotation, molecular function: amine binding. The record is from RefSeq and is a predicted model, not a curated record. Gene Ontology annotation, biological process: symbiont-mediated perturbation of host defenses. The annotation marks the transcript as partial.